GACUUCGGGUGUGGUCAUUGACGUCUUGUUUUAGUUGACGAACAAGAUGGCGUCGAGCGAAGAAAGCUCCACACAUACUCGAACUAUACAAAAAAGAGCCAAGAAAACUCAGGAUCAGGCUUGUCAAUUUGAUUCUUCGCUACUCGAAGAAGAAACAGCCACGUGUGAAGCCUGUAGCCAGAUAUCCUGCUCGAGAGAUGCCCUAGAAAAUUGCUACUCACAACCUCAUGUUAUACAGCUUGACCCAGAGGGACAUGUACAGAGAACGACAGUAAUCAGAGUGGUACCAGCAGAUGAAGAUGAUUAUCAGAGAUCAGACUCUCCUCUUCGAUAUAACAGUGGCCGUUGUAAUGGGAAAGAUAGUCCACCAACUGUUAUUGUAUCCCCUGGUGACCACAUAAAAGAAGAGUAUUUAAUACCGACAGAUGAAGAUUACCCUUCUACGCAUUCUCCACACAUUGCUUCAGAUGAUGGAGACAGCCCAACCAUGGUUAAAGAUCCACGUCGCACUUCAGAGUUAAAAACUCAUGACGGUAUGAAGAGAAGACGGGUUCACAAGUGUGAUUAUGAGGGCUGCACAAAAGUGUAUACAAAAAGUUCACACCUAAAGGCACAUCGCCGUACACAUACUGGUGAAAAACCCUACAAGUGUUCAUGGGAAGGCUGCACUUGGCGGUUUGCAAGAUCUGACGAACUUACGAGACACUACAGAAAACAUACUGGAGCAAAACCGUUCAAGUGCGUUCAUUGUGAGCGAUGCUUCUCAAGAUCGGAUCACUUGUCUCUUCAUAUGAAGCGACAUUGACUAGAGACGUUGGGCACCUCAUGAAAGAAACCCCAAAUCAAGCACACCUACCCCUGACCAGUCAUUACAACAGAGCUUGUAUUUGUCUGGAAAUCUCAAGACCUUUGCAUGAGGUGAAUGCGACAUGUAGCUUGCAACAAUCUGCGUGCUUCAUGAAACAAUAGGUGAAAGACAUGUAUUCAGUUAUUAAGCACAAAAAUCUACAACGGCAGCCAUAUGUACUCUGAAAUAGACAGCUCUACAGCGGUACAGGGUUAUUUUCUUGAACAAGGUACUUGUUCAGUGAUUUGUAUAUAGAAUAACAUACAUCUAAGGAGAUUAUUAGCAAGAUAUCUUAGUGUUUUCCUGCAAUAUAUUUAAAAUUUGUGAAUUAUUUCCAUAUGACAUGAUUUUUUUAAUAUUUAGCCACCUCUAGAAUUGAGUUGCAAAUCAGAAUCUACCAAAAGAGCACUUUGUCUUUAAAGCAUUUGAAAGAGGAUUGUUGCUAAUUUUUCUAACGAUAUAUAUUGCACCUUGUUCUGUCAUAGUUACUAGCCAUUUCAAGGUCACUGGUUAGCAUUUUAGAUUAACAAUAUCCAGUAGUGGUUUACCUCAUGGUACCCCUCUACUGUAGAGUGGAUUUUGUACACUUGAAGAGUUACCCCACAAGAAAAUGCCAUUUUAUUCUUUCAUCAGGGUAACCCGUAACAUGGUAGCCGCAUGGCACUAAAUUUUCCACUACUGAAUGAAGUAUACACUGAAUCGAAAAAUGGUGACCAAUUUGAAUAACUAUUGUUCUGGACUGACUAGUUUUUCAUACAUGUCAAAAUGCUUUUACUUUUCCACAUUACUUUUCUCAUGUUCACAUGGAAAAGUAAAAGCAUUUUGACAUGUAUGAAAGUUAGUCCAGAACAAUAGUUAUUCAAAUUGGUUGCCCUAUUUCGAUGCARAACUUUCCAGAACUAAUACCUAAAUGCCCCAAAUCUAAUAGACCCUUUUUGAGUUCCAAAUUACCGCUGUGUUUCUUGAUUACAGACUCAUUUACUCAGACUUGAAUCAGUGUCUAAUUACUCGCAAAUACCAAAAUAAUGUAAUGUAAAGAAUGCACRAGUUCAACAAUACGAACACUUCGAAACUUGACGGACCRUGACUGGAACAUGUGAACAUUCUUCACAAAAUCGAGGCUAAGCCUGAGUAAAUGAGUCUGUAUUCAAGAAACACAGCAGUACUUUGGAACUCGAAAAGGGUCUAUUCUAGAUUAGCAAUUGUCAACUUUACAUUGUCAUCAUCCUGAACACACAAGAAUAACACAUUGUAAAUUAUCUUGGUCACRAAUUUGUAUUGAGCAAAAGUCGAAGAUCAAAGGAUCAAAGUAUGUCAUGUGCCCUUGUGCUGUAUUCUUUUUAUGUACAAAAUUCACUAGAUUCACAAACUAAAUAUGGCUUUAUUAACACUUAUCAUUCCUCUUUCAAACAACACCAACUUUGACCUCAAGUUUAAUCAAAAUAUUAUGUCAAUAGGAAGAAAAAUUGUUGGAGUCAGCAAUAGCCUUUAUUUUCACAAUGUCAAUCCGGAAUGCUUAAGAAUGAGGCUCAGAGGGCACAGAAGAAUUUCGUAAAAUUGAAAUUUUUGUUUGAAGUGUGAAGAUUUGUUGUCAUUGUGACUAAAAUUAAAGCAAAAUUUUAAUUGGAGCGUAGUGUUACUUCUAUUGUGUCCAUUAUGGAAAGAUAUGGAUAUACAAAUGUUGACGCUUCUGACAAAAAUUUGGGAAAUUCAAUAUGCAAGAAAAGACCCAUUUGUUGAGAACCUCCAAUGAAAAGAAAAAUGUGGGCUUUGACUGCUGCAAUAGUUUUCUAAACAUUUGAUUUUAGUGAACACAACUACUUGCAAAUGAUUUUUAGUUUGAAUUUCCUCAUUUAGGCAAUAUUUUUUGUCUUAGCAAUUUCUCUGCAUGAUAUAUAAGUGCAGAGGAUGUGUCUUUAAAGAAUUUCUCAAAGCAAUUUCAUAAAUAUAGGGCAGCAUUGCAGCAUGCAUUAAAUUUCUAUCAAAGAGUUCUUUUGAGUUAAUUGCCAAAGAAAGGUCUUUAUACCAGAUAAAUGAUUAUAGUUUGUUAACCAAAACCCAAAAGCAGAGACUCCCUGCAUAGCAAUAGUUUCAAAGAUAUACUUUUGUAUGCCAAGACUAACCUAGCCUACAGAGUUUUAUCCUCGCUGAAGGACAUUUUGGAACGGAUAUUUGAAAUUGACUCAAUUUAUCUCUAACCAAUGACAUGCAAUAGGCUUCUAACGAGGUCAAUAUUUUCUUAGCUAGUACACGUUUAAUGAACAAUUGCAAUAUGCCGUUAGUUAUAAUAGCAGAGUGGAAAUAGGAAAUUAACCCAUGAAAAAUUAUUAAGAGUGUAAUAAAUGUUGAAAAUCCUUGAUUUUCUAUCAUUUUCUAAUUAUUAGUUAAUAGUUCUUCAUGGGUUUAGGGUGUAAGUAUAGGGAAUACCAUCAUUCAAGAAGAAUUAAUGAAAAAUACCAUAAGCAUUUGAUGAAAGUGGCUAAUACCACUCAUGCUAGCCAUGCACUUGUGGUAGUACGGCCACUUUCAUCAAAAAUAAUGCACAUUUUCAUUGAUUCUUCGAAAACUAAUUAGGUAUUUCCUUUAAAUAAUAAUACAUUUGCAUAAAACACCUAACUUUUAAAAUAUUUUACAAUUGUAUCGAUAGACAAUUAUCUGUUGCUGGCUGUUUCUUAGCUUGAUCAAGGGGAUAAAGCUCCAAGAUUUCAUUUAAUACUCUUCAAAUAAAUGACAGCAAAAGUAGUGUAGGAACAAGCUCAAAGAUAUUAAAUUUUGAAGGAUUAAUUCACUAAUAGAAAUUGAUACAGAAAUUUAGGAUUUGUGUUCUAGUUCUAUAUAUAUAUAUAUACAUAUAUGUUUAUAAGAGAAUAAAAAUACACCACACAUUGGAUCAUCACUGAACAGUUCAAAUAGAUAUCUUUUACUCAACUAAAAUUAUAGCAAGUUUAGUUAAACUUGAAGGAAUUCUCAAUAGAAACUCGCACUAUUGUGACAUGAUGCUCGUACAUGCUUUCAGGAUGGUAAACGGUUAUUAAUGAAAUGUAAUUUGACCGUUUUUAUUUUUUCGAAGAAAGUAAACCUGCUUGUACUUUGAGAUAUUCUUUAUAGGGAAUUCAUGCUAAACCCAAUGCUCUGUGAGUAUUGGAAUCGACUGUAUGUAUAGUAAAACAAGGACUACUCUCAGAAGCAGUUUCAACUUCCAUCUYGUAAUUCUUCAGCGUCAUUUGAGUGUUUUGUAUUUGUCAAACCAUUUAUUCAUUAUAAAUCAAGGAGUAGAAAAUAAAUUUUGCCAAAGAAUAUUCUCAGAGUGCCUGUGUGUGUGUGGUGCUAAGGAUUACAGGUGGAACAUUUGGACUGCACUUCUGUUAACUAUAUUGCCUGGUGCAAUUAUUUCAAAAACAAAUACAAAGAUAAGGGAAUUCUGUGUUUAGUCGUUUGUGUUGCUUCUCACUCUGCUGUAAUCAUUAAACUGUAUCUAUAUGUUUGUGCAUUGUUCAUGUUUCUCAAAUGUCGGACAUUACGCACAAAUUCAAUAAAAUGACAGUAUGUAUGUA
This is a messenger RNA of Actinia tenebrosa (Australian red waratah sea anemone), 4401 nucleotides long. RefSeq lists its product as uncharacterized. The record is from RefSeq and is a predicted model, not a curated record. Gene Ontology annotation, biological process: regulation of transcription by RNA polymerase II. Lineage: Eukaryota; Metazoa; Cnidaria; Anthozoa; Actiniaria; Actiniidae. Gene Ontology annotation, molecular function: RNA polymerase II cis-regulatory region sequence-specific DNA binding; DNA-binding transcription factor activity, RNA polymerase II-specific.